Molecule: messenger RNA, 1541 nt
Organism: Aspergillus ibericus CBS 121593
Lineage: Eukaryota; Fungi; Ascomycota; Eurotiomycetes; Eurotiales; Aspergillaceae
Product: Gfo/Idh/MocA family protein
Exons: 1
Coding region: 204-1481 (425 amino acids)
Molecular function (GO): nucleotide binding
Source: RefSeq, a predicted model, not a curated record
GCAUCUCGGUUGAAAUCCGGUUGAUGGAAAAAUUCCGGCAGCGAAAUUGCCCAGAGGAGGUCCAUGUGGGUGCGGGGGUGCCCGAUCUGCGGUUCGGGCGAGCAUUGCCCGAUCGCAUAUAAACCCAAUUCGAUCCAUGGACAGAUUGGUGUUUCCGUGCAAACCCAUUGUAACCUCCACCUCACCUCUUCCCAAGUCACACAAUGAAGAAAUACGCGCUUAUCGGCACCGGCGGCCGCGCCAUGUUCUUCUACACAGCCAUCGUGCGCGACUUUCGCAGUACCGCUCAGCUCGUCGCCUUCUGCGACACCAACACCACUCGCCUGGCUUAUGCGAACUCGCGGAUUCAAGAGAUGGGUUAUGACUCGAUCCCGACCUACCACGCACGGGACUUUGACCGGAUGAUUGAGGAGACCCGGCCGGACGAGGUGAUCGUGACCACCAUCGACCGUACCCACCAUCAAUACAUCGUGCGUGCGCUUGAGCUGGGUUGCAAUGUCAUCACCGAAAAGCCCAUGACCAUCGAUGCCCCUCGCUGCCGGCAGAUCUUCGAUGCCAUAGAACGCACCCAGCGCCAGAUUCGAGUGACGUUUAACUACCGGUAUGCGCCCCACAAUACGCGCAUCGCGGAGCUACUGGCCGGCGGGGCGAUCGGGGAGGUGAAUGCAGUGCACUUUGAGUGGGUACUGAAUACCUCGCAUGGCGCGGACUACUUCCGACGCUGGCAUCGCGACAAGCGGAACAGCGGUGGGCUCCUGGUGCACAAGUCGACUCACCAUUUCGACUUGGUAAACUUCUGGUUGCGAACCCGGCCUGAGACGGUGGUUGCCAUGGGAGAUCUGCGCUUUUAUGGCAAAGAAAAUGCCGAGCGACGGGGUGAAACGCAGUUCUACUCGCGGUCCCGAGGGAGUGAGGUGGCCAAGGAAGACCCGUUCUCGUUGGAUCUCGAGGGUAAUGAGAAGUUGAAGGCACUAUACGCCGAUGCCGAAUGGGAGGAUGGGUACUACCGAGAUCAGAGCGUGUUUGGGGAUGGCAUCAGCAUCGAAGAUACCAUGGGGGUGAUGGUGCGGUAUCAGUCCGGCGCGGUGCUGACCUACAGCCUAACGGCCUAUGCCCCAUGGGAAGGAUUCCGGGUGAACUUCACUGGGAGCAAAGGGCGCCUCGAAGUCGAGGUGGUAGAGCAGUCAUAUGUCAACUCGGGGGGCGAGCAGGCCCUGGAGGGCGCUCUUGACCGUCGGUCCAUUCUCCUGCGGCCUAUGUUUGGGAAGCCAGUAGAAAUCGACGUGCCCGCCGGGGAGGGAGGCCAUGGGGGAGGCGAUCCUCAGCUACUGCGGGAUCUGUUUGGAACACCAGGCGCUGAUCCCUUGGGGAGGGCUGCAUCACACGUGGAUGGGGCGUGGUCGAUUGCCACCGGCAUCGCGGCCAACGAGUCCAUGCGGAAGGGGUCCAUCGUGCGGGUGAGCGAUUUGUUGUCAUUGUAAAGCGAGGACCUGUGAAUUCCCAGUAUAUAAGAACCGUCCUUGUUGUUCUGACCCUCUUCU